AUGAACUUCAAGUGGUCUUACGUCAAGUAUAGUUUGUUGGCCCUGCUCUCGUUAUCGAUUGUAGUGCUUUUAGUUUUAUUAUUUAUCCCAAACUCCCCAGUCAAAGCAGGCCUCAUUACCGUAUUUGACUUCAUUGAAGACACAAACAAGUUCCUUUCUGCACUCAUCGUCGUCGGCCUCUUCAUUCUCGACCUUGUCUUUAUGUUGCCUGCAACACCAUUUACACUUGCAUGUGGGUAUUUAUAUGGGUUGUGGUUCGGUCAAUUCGUCAGCUUUAUGGGGUGCUUCCUUGGCGCAUUUGUCUCUUAUUUAAUUGGAAGAUUCUUUGGAAAGAGCAUCAUCAGUUCCUACAUCGAGAAACAUCCAAAGAUCGGUUUGAUCCAGAAAAUUGUUGAAAAGAAGGGAAUUGUGUUUAUCUUUAUGCUCCGGAUAUCGCCUAUCUUCCCGUUCCCCGUGCUAAACUAUACCCUCGGGCCGGUCUGUGGUAUCCUAUCGUAUUCAAUUGGAACAGCACUUGGCCUCUUUCCAAGUAACCUCCUCGUGACGUACUUUGGAACUGCGAUUUCGUCAGUUGCAGAAAUGUUCAAUGGCACCGGAUACAACCCACUUAAUAUCUGCGUGUUGGUUGGAACAACAAUACUUUCUAUCGUGUUAUUGAUUGGAAUAACUAUCUACACAAAGAGGACAAUGACAAAAAUAUUGAACGAGGAGGCACAAAAGACGUCUGUGCCCGAUGAAGAAGAAGGAACUGAAAUGAAAACAAUUGUAAGAACUGGGAAAAAGGAUAACAACAAUGACAUGCCAAACAGCCCAAAAGAUUCAAAACUUUGCGAACAGGCAAAAGGUGUCAACGAAUCUGAAAAUGUUCCUUUAGAAUUGCCUUCAACUGUGUCUGAAGCUGUUCACAGCGAUGAUAAAGACAAAAGUGACUCAGACUCAAUGGAGUGUGUUGUGAUCAAAGAGACUGUUGCAAUUCCCGAGGCUGAACAAACUGAAGCAAGAGUACUUGUUUCAAAUAUGUAG
Entamoeba invadens IP1 is the source of this 1023-nucleotide messenger RNA. RefSeq lists its product as hypothetical. Gene Ontology annotation, cellular component: membrane. The transcript has a single exon. The record is from RefSeq and is a predicted model, not a curated record. Lineage: Eukaryota; Evosea; Mastigamoebida; Endamoebidae. The coding region runs from base 1 to 1023 and encodes 340 amino acids.